Molecule: messenger RNA, 882 nt
Organism: Effrenium voratum
Lineage: Eukaryota; Dinophyceae; Suessiales; Symbiodiniaceae
Source: the annotation of a GenBank genome assembly
AUGGCAUCGUCACUCAAGGAGAGGGCAGCUCGCUUGGUGAGGGAGACCACGGAGCCCGAGAAGACCGAGAAGGCCAAGAAAGAUCCGUGUUCAGCUUGGAGGAGACUCUCGCUGGCACUCCUGGCUUUGAUCAAGGUGGCUCAGGAUCAAAUGAUCGUGGACUAUCUCAUGAAGACCAAGAACGAGGACUUCGAGCAGGAGAAGCUGAACCUCCAGCGGCACACCAACAAGAGCCUGAAGAAGAAGACCGUGAACGACAUCAGGCAGGGGAUCGGCGCCCAACUGUCAAGGUCGGUAGCCCAGAAGAACUGGAACCGAGAACCAGCCGAAUGUCCCCACGAACACGAGUACCUACGGCACCGAGCGGGCCGGGGUUGCUAUUGGUGGACGUGCCUUCAAUGCGGAUCCCGGUGGGAACGAAUGCCACUGGAGAACGCCACAGCCAGCAGCAGCACGUCUACGGUGAGGUGCAAUGCGCCAACGACCGAGCACCCCAAGGUACUGCCGCCGCCACGCAGCCGCCAGGACAUCAGCUUCAAGAAGGUCACCGUCAGCAAGGUGACCAGCUACCCCAUCAAUUCGACGGUCACGUCGGAGGGCCUGAUGCAGGAGAUGCCGGAGGACUCAAAGGAGCCCGGCGGCACGACCCUGGAGAAGACCAACGGCGAGACCGACCACAAGUCCAACCAGAACGAGGACCGGAGCACAUCCCAGCAAAGGAGUCGGGGCAGAACUCUCACGGGAACCUUGCCGACACGGAGGGCCAAGACACCAGUGAGGUUCAACAUGGACAAGGAGGUCAUGGAAGUCCACUCCGACACGGACACCUGGGACGAUGUGCAGAUGAUCGACCGGGGCAUUGUGGCCAAGUCCGAAGAAUGA